GCCGAUGCUGCCUCUGUCCAUGGUGAUCGGGUGGUCGCCGCUGCAGCAGGAACACGUGCUCCCAUAGAUUGCCAUUCACGACGUAUAUCCGUGCUCGUUCGCGACUAAAAGGUCACGGCGACCAACGCUACCGGGCGAGUAUUGAUUGUAAAGAGCAAGAACGAUGGGCAACGUGUUCGCUUCGAGUCCUUUAUCUCCACCGACGGCCAUGGCCCCGGCCCCUCCACCGUCGGUACCAGAGCCACCGGACCAGCGUGAGUUGUCACUUCAAGACGACGGUGAAGUGCAGAACCCCGGUACGCUAGAAGACCUUCAUAAGAAGUGUAAAGACAUAUUUCCUGCAAACUUCGAGGGAGGUCGCCUGAUGGUGAACAAGGGUCUCAGCAACCAUUUCCAGAUCAGUCAUACCCUCAACAUGAGCUCUAUAACGCCCUCCGGGUACAGAUUUGGAGCCACGUAUGUGGGCACGCAGCAGUUUGGUCCGGCCGAGUCGUACCCGGUUCUGCUAGGCGACAUCGAUCCUAGCGGUAACCUAAAUGCGAACAUUAUUCAUCAGUUUACUCCUCGCAUUCGCACCAAAAUAGCGGCGCAAGUCCAGGACAACCGGUACGUUGCAACGCAACUGACCGCUGACUACCGAGGUCCAUCGUACACCGCAUCGGCCACGCUAGGCAAUAUUGACAUCCUGAACAACUCUGGAGUCAUUGUGACGCACUACCUUCAGAAUGUGCUUCCGAACGUGGCCCUCGGCGCCGAGUUGGCAUACCAGUAUGGACCUCAAGUUCCGGGUGGCGAAAUUGCCGUCCUCUCGAUGGCGGGACGUUACACUGGCCCCAACUACAUAGUCAGUGGCACCUUGGGCAUGGCGGGGGCACACUGCUGUUACUACCAUCGCGGCAGUGAAACGACGCAAGUGGGCGUCGAAGUCGAGACGAACUUCAGGGUGGGCGAAAGCGUUGCCUCCAUUGGCUACCAAGUGGACUUGCCCAAGGCGAACCUAGUUUUUCGCGGUAUGGUCGACAGCAACUGGACCGUGGGUGCUGUCCUCGAGAAGAAGCUGCAGCCACUACCGUUCACCUUCGCCCUAAGUGGCAUGCUUAACCAUGCGAAAAACCAGAGCAGAUUUGGUUGCGCACUUAUCAUCGGCUAGCGCGUUUUUAGUGCAUUUAGCGGCAGAGAAAGGGCAUGUUUUUUUGAGCGGAGGCUUUAGCAUGGCCGACCUGUGAAGGAAAUGCCUUGGAUGCAAUUUCACAGUGGUCCUAGCAGAGCUGCCCCCAAGGGUAUGCUGGUUGUUCUUACUAGGGUAGUUACAUUCAUAUCCAUUGUUCCAUCUGUACCAGCCCAUUUUUUGCCUACCUGUGGAGGUGUAUAAAUAGGCUUUAAGCAUCUUUCAUUUGGACAAAUGUAUGUCUAAAUGUGUUAUUUUUUUUCACUAGUGGUCCAUAGCUGUGUAGCUGUAGGUCAUUUAAGUAAUUUCAUCUAGGUGCUAUAUUUCGUUUUCUUGAAUCCUGCAGACAGUGGCUGUUCCGGUUCAACUGUGGCACAGCUGAAAAUAUAAUAAACGCUAAUAUUCAAAAUGAAAGCCUUUUUUUAUCAGCGUUUAUUUGUAGUGCAGAAUUUGCCAAGUGUCUGCUCUUGGCGUAGAUUCCAUCUGAAAAUGAAAAAUGCAGUUGAAUAAAUACACUUUCAAGAAUGUUAACUACAAUCUGAAUGAAUAAUUAACUGCAUUCAGGUUAUUUCCUACAUGUAAUACUAGGACUUGCUGGAAAAACCUUGUUUAAUUGAAUGCAAUUAAUUGGUGCUUUACACCACAUCAUGCAUAAAAUGAUGCUUACUCUGUUACAUUCACAAUGGUGUGUGCCACUCAUGUAAUAUGGCUGCUGCAAUUCACAUGCAUUUUGCUGUUACAUCUGCUGUAAGCUGCCUUGGUGUAUAGUGCAUACAUGUAGCAUCUAAUUGAGUUAGUGCAUGCAUAUUUUCAGCUAAAAGCUUGAGGAA
Molecule: messenger RNA, 1998 nt
Organism: Rhipicephalus sanguineus (brown dog tick)
Lineage: Eukaryota; Metazoa; Arthropoda; Arachnida; Ixodida; Ixodidae
Product: mitochondrial import receptor subunit TOM40 homolog 1
Exons: 1
Coding region: 164-1150 (328 amino acids)
Biological process (GO): protein import into mitochondrial matrix
Cellular component (GO): mitochondrial outer membrane; mitochondrial outer membrane translocase complex
Molecular function (GO): transmembrane protein transporter activity
Source: RefSeq, a predicted model, not a curated record